Messenger RNA from Vigna unguiculata (cowpea), 1553 nucleotides. RefSeq names its product benzyl alcohol O-benzoyltransferase-like. Lineage: Eukaryota; Viridiplantae; Streptophyta; Magnoliopsida; Fabales; Fabaceae. The record is from RefSeq and is a predicted model, not a curated record.
UACUCUUAUUCGAUUUUAUACACGAGUUUUUGUUAUCAUCAUAGUAUAAAACGACAACAAUCUUAGAAGCUGUCGGAAACUUCAUAAUCACAGAUCCCUUCACAGAUAUACACAUGGCUCCUCUAGAAUUUACAGUGCGAAGGAGCGAACCCCAGCUGGUGCCUCCUGCUAGCCCCACCCCUACUGAGGUUAAGCCACUUUCCGACAUUGAUGAUCAAGAAGGUCUGCGUAUCCACGUUCCAUUCAUACAAAUUUAUCGAAAGCAAGAAUCAAUGGCAGAGAAAGACCCAGCUCAAGUCAUUCGCCAAGCACUCUCGCAAGCACUUGUUUUCUAUUACCCAUUGGCGGGUAGGCUUAGGGAGGGACCUCACCGCAAAUUGUCGGUGGAUUGCACCGGAGAAGGUGCCAUGUUCAUUGAGGCUGACGCUGACGUCACGCUUGACCAGUUCGGCGAUUCUCUCCAACCUCCAUUCCCAUGCUUCAAUGAACUGCUACAUGGUGUUCCUGCCCCACAGCAAAUUACCGACACUUACCUUCUGCUCGUACAGGUGACACGCCUUAAGUGCGGUGGUUUCAUCUUGGCCUUCUCCUUCAGCCACAACAUGUGUGACGGAACUGGCUUUACACAAUUCCUGAAAACCUGGGCUGAAAUGGCUCGUGGUGCAACCGAACCUUCCGUUCCACCGGUUUGGUGUAGGGAGCUUCUCAUGGCAAGAGAUCCACCUCGCAUCACAUGCAACCAUCGUGAAUUCGAACAUGUCCCAGAAACAGACACAGGCAAUGGAAACGAGGAUGACAUUGUUCUUCGAUCGUUCUUCUUUGGACCUUCCCAAAUAGCCGCUAUUCGUGGCUUGGUUCCCCCCGAACUUCAGCACUGCACCACGUUUGAUCUCCUCACAGCAUACUUCUGGCGUUGUCGUACAAAAGCAUUGCAGAUGGAGGCAGAAGAGGAGAUUCGCAUUAUGGUGGUAGUGAAUUCACGUCCAAGGUUCAAUCCUCCUUUACCUGCGGGUUACUACGGCAACGCUAUUGCGUACCCUGCAGCAGUUACCACUGCAGGGAAGGUUUGUGAGAAUCCAUUUGGGUAUGCAGUGGAGUUGAUAAAUAAAGUGAAGGGUGAGGUGACAGAAGAGUACGUGCAUUCUGUGGCGGAUCUAAUGGUGUCUAGGGGACGGUGCUUAUUCACGACGGUGAGAUCUUUGAUUGUGUCCGAUCUGAGACGUUUUGGUUUCAGAGAUAUUGAUUUUGGAUGGGGUAAGGCAUUGUAUGGUGGAGAAGCGAAAGGUGGUGGAGCAUUUCCUGCAGCAAUGUAUCUGAUAUCGCAUGAGAAUGCAAAUGGAGAAGAAGGUGCACUCGUACCAAUGUGGUUGCCUUCCAAAGCCAUGGAAAGGUUUGCACACGAGUUAUAUGACACGCUUCCAAAGUAAAACCAACCUACUCGUAAGUUUCUGUGUUUUACAUGUUUAUAUAGUUUCUAUGUAAUUAAGAGAAUUUUUGUUUAUAUUCCAUAAUGUUGACCAUAACCAAUCUAAAACUAGGAGUCCUAGUUUAAU